Messenger RNA from Hansenula ciferrii, 438 nucleotides. RefSeq lists its product as uncharacterized. NCBI's taxonomy places the organism in Eukaryota, Fungi, Ascomycota, Saccharomycetes, Phaffomycetales, Wickerhamomycetaceae. The record is from RefSeq and is a predicted model, not a curated record. The transcript has a single exon. The coding region runs from base 1 to 438 and encodes 145 amino acids.
AUGUCAGCAUUUAACGAUUAUUGUAUUGUUUGUGACAAAAUUUGCACACAUAGUUCAGUUUACUGUUCAGAUGAAUGUCAAUUUAAAGAUGGAAACUCUCAUUUUGAUUUCAACAAUGCACCACAAUUAAUCUCCCCAGUCUUGGAACCAAGAUCCAAUUCUAUUGCAUCAACAUUAACUUCAUCAUCAAGUUCAACAAUAGAGACUGAUGAAAUAGAGUCUGAAUUAGAAGAUGAUCAACAAUAUCAACAUAAACAUCAAGAAUAUUUAAUUAAAAGCCCCUUGUUAUUAUCAUCAAAUACUAAAGAUUCAAUUGCUGGUUUAAGCCUAAAUGAUGCUAUUCCAAGAGAAGGUAAUACAAAUUUAGAUCAACAUCAUAUUGAAUUACUGGCGGCUUCAUCAACUAAUUAUAAAAAAUGGUUAAAUGUUGUUCUAUGA